This is a messenger RNA of Talaromyces marneffei, 3612 nucleotides long. RefSeq lists its product as uncharacterized. Lineage: Eukaryota; Fungi; Ascomycota; Eurotiomycetes; Eurotiales; Trichocomaceae. The transcript is spliced from 2 exons. Gene Ontology annotation, molecular function: ATP hydrolysis activity; RNA binding; ATP binding. Bases 1 to 3612 code for a protein of 1203 amino acids. Gene Ontology annotation, biological process: maturation of SSU-rRNA from tricistronic rRNA transcript (SSU-rRNA, 5.8S rRNA, LSU-rRNA). The record is from RefSeq and is a predicted model, not a curated record. Gene Ontology annotation, cellular component: intracellular anatomical structure; nucleolus.
AUGCCUCCUUUCAAGCCUAGGGACCGCAAGCAACGGGGCAGGCGACAAAAUGGAAAGUCCACCAGCACCCCGGUCGACACCAAUGUCACCGAGAUCGUACCUGUCUCCAAAGCGGAGAAAGAGGUCAAACGACAGCAGCUUAGGGAACAGCUGAGAGAGCAGCAGCCAAAAAUGUCGUCGAAAAAGAAGAAGCGUCUUGAUAAGUACAUUGAAACUAAAUUGAGAAAAGAGGAAAAUUUGGAGUUCAUGAAAAAACUUGCGGAGACGAAGCUCGACCUAUCCGAAUUCCGAAGUAUCAAGGAUAUGAGUAAAAAAGAAAGAAGACGAGAAGGCAACGUUGAUAGCACACUACAAUCUUUGGAGGCUGGAUUAUCGGGCGACGAAUCGGACGAAUUGGAAACUGGCUUGAGGGAGAAAAAUGCCUCAGCACCGGAUAUCCCAAAACCUGUUGCUCAGGUCCAGAUCGGAAGCGGUCUCAAGCGGCCACUCGAUCUCGGUGCGGAUGGUUUUCCAAUCCUCAAAAAGCGAAAGAGAACACGAAAAACUCAGCCUGUCGUUCAGGAGGUCCCUUGGGAAGGGUUCGAUUCGGGCGAAGAAGAAGCUGAUGAUGCGAAGGAUAUUAAUGGCGAUGUCGAUGAAAGGUCAGACUCAGAAGAAAGCAAAUCGGACGAGUCAGAUGAGAAUGAGAAUGAGAAUGAUUUAUUGCAUGACGACGACAAGGAAACAAGUGAUACAAGUGAAAAUGAUGACGAAGACGACAGCGAUGACGAUGACGAAGAAGAAGAAACCGACACACGUAUUCGACCAAGAAAUUCUGCAUUCAAAGCUUGGGCCACACAGCAGAUCAACGAAGCUGUAGGAUUCAAGCCUAGUUCUGACCAGCCACUUUCGGAACAACUGGCUGCCUCAUCCGAGAUCUUCGUGAAAGAAGGCAAGGUACCGAGAAACACAGUAUACGAGGAGGAGCCCUUGCCUCGGGAACUUCAAGUUACUACCGGAGAUCCUAAUCGCAAAGCGUUCACCGUGAACGUGAACCGACGAGAAGAGAUUCAGGAAGCACGCUUGAAGCUUCCUGUGGUGGGUGAAGAACAAAAAAUCAUGGAGGCUAUAUACAACAACCCGUCUAUUGUGAUUUGGGGAGCUACCGGCAGUGGUAAGACAACACAAUUACCGCAGUUUCUUUUCGAAGCUGGCUACGGUCAUCCCGACGGUCCGAAUCCCGGUAUGAUAGCUGUCACUCAGCCUCGUCGUGUUGCAGCAGUGAGCAUGUCGAAGCGUGUUGGGGAUGAACUUGGCCAGUUUUCAGACCGUGUUUCUUACCAGAUCCGGUUCGACACCAACGUCUCCAGUAACACCGCCAUCAAAUUCAUGACUGAUGGUAUUCUACUACGAGAAAUUGCCAAGGAUUUUUCAUUGAGCAAGUACUCCAUUGUGAUCAUUGAUGAGGCGCACGAGCGAAGUGUCAAUACAGAUAUAUUGAUUGGUAUGGUCAGCCGAAUUGUUGACCUUAGAGAAUCCAUGCGCAAGGAAGAUCCUUCAGUCAAACCGUUGAAAUUGGUCAUCAUGUCGGCCACGCUCCGAAUAUCUGACUUUACUCAAAAUCAACAUCUUUUCCGUCAUGGGACUCCACCAUUAGUACAAGCUGAAGGACGACAAUAUCCAGUCACUAUUCACUUCGCACGGAAAACUCGCCGAGAUUAUGUGGAAGAAGCGUUCCGCAAGGUAUCGAGGGGUCAUCGCAAACUCCCUCCUGGUGCUAUGCUUGUCUUCCUCACUGGACAGAAUGAAAUUAAACAACUGUCAAAGCGACUGAAGCAAGCAUUCAAGCCUACACAACGGAGUGAAGCAGUCCAAGGAAAGCUCCAGCUUUCCGCUGCCGAUGCACCUCUUGAGACAGAAGACAUCGAAUUAGGUGAUACGGGAGCUGGACCACAAGGAGACGACGAUAGUGAUGUCGAUAUUCUUGGGUUAGACGAUGACGACAAUAGUGAAGAUGAUGAAGAUUUUGACAUUGGCGAAGAGAGCGUCUCGUCUUCUACAAAGGUUCACGUGCUACCAUUGUACUCUCAAUUGCCCACUAAAGAGCAAUUAAAGGUCUUUGAACCGCCUCCAGAAGGUUCACGACUCAUCGUGUUGGCAACAAAUGUCGCUGAGACCAGUUUGACAAUCCCCGGGAUUAAAUAUGUUUUCGACUGCGGGCGGUCGAAAGAGAAGCAAUAUGAUCUCAACACUGGAGUACAAACAUUCCAGAUUGGCUGGAUCAGCAAGGCCAGUGCCAGUCAGAGAGCUGGUCGUGCUGGACGUACAGGGCCCGGUCACUGUUAUAGGUUGUACUCUAGUGCGAUUUACGAGGCAGAUUUCGAGGAAUACACUGAACCUGAAAUACUACGGACCCCCAUCGAAGGCGUGGUGCUGCAGAUGAAAAGCAUGGGCCUUCACAACGUGAUCAACUUUCCCUUCCCGACUCCACCGAGCCGUCAAGGGCUAGCGAAAGCAGAGAAGCUUUUGAGAUACCUCGGUGCGCUAAAAGCGGAUGGUCAAGUUACUGAGAUUGGCAGGAAGUUGUCACUAUAUCCCUUGUCGCCCAGAUACAGCAAAAUGCUACAGAUUGGUCAUCAUCAUGGCUGCAUGCCUUAUGUGAUAGCACUUGUAUCUGCACUGGCAGUUGGUGAUUUGUUCGUCCAAGAAAGCGAGCUUGACUUGACAGUAGCAAAGCAAAACAAAGACAUGGAAAAGGUGUACACAAAUGCUGACAGGCUGGAAGACACGCAACGCGAAAGCCGUCGUAAGGACUUCAACCGAGUACAACGACUAUUGAGCAAACACGACGAUACCUCUGACGCAUUGAAAUACCUUUCUGCGAUUUGUGCAUAUGCAUACUCAAGCGGCUCUCCUGAAGAAGAAGAGGCUUUCUGCGAGCAAAUGUUCCUCCGCGGCAAGGGCCUCAAAGAAGCCUCUCAGCUUCGAGGCCAACUCACCGAAAUCGUCCGCACCAACAAUCCAGGUCUUCUGGGACCAUAUGAAGCCCGCCUCCCUGAGCCGACAGCCAAACAAGUCAAAGCUCUGAAACAAAUUGUCACAGCCGGAUUCAUCGACAACAUCGCUAUUCGCGCGGAUACAUGUCCUGAUCCUCCUGAAAUGCCGCGUAAGCCACGACGAGCCAUUGACGUACCUUACUAUACUCUCUUCCGGUCUCGAGAAGGUCGUGCUGCAGAGCUUUCCGAAAAGGCAGUUUACAUACAUCCUUCAUCCAUCCUCGCGCAGUUCACACCCAAGGAGAUGCCUCAGUACAUCGUUUACUCGCAUCUUCAGCGAUCAACAGCUGCUCGUGUCCCAGUAUCGGCUGACGACACUCCCAAAAUCCGAAUGUUUCCCUUGUCUGCACCGAGUGGUCCACAACUAGCAGCUCUUGCGAAUGGGACACCUUUGCUCGAGUACGGUAAGCCCAUUGGCAAGGUCGAGCCAUUGGGAGGAAUGCCUGAGCGCCGCCAGUGUGUUGUUGUUCCUUCUCUUGUGGGCGAGGCUGGGACUACGGGAUGGCCUUUGCCAGCGAAGAAGGUUGUGCAAGUCAAAGAUCCGAAGGAAGGCUGGAUCGUGGAGAAAUUUUUAUAA